This is a messenger RNA of Striga hermonthica, 1731 nucleotides long. The record is from the annotation of a GenBank genome assembly. NCBI's taxonomy places the organism in Eukaryota, Viridiplantae, Streptophyta, Magnoliopsida, Lamiales, Orobanchaceae.
AUGCCGAGGAAGAAUUCGAAUUUGGAUGGGAAAAUUGGAGGAAGGAAAAAAUGCAGAGUGAGAAAAAGGGGUUGCUCCUCAUCAUCUUCAUCUUCGUUGCAUCAAAAAUGUCGAAUAAAGCGCGCUUUUUCGGUGGGGAAAAAGACGGGCUCUAGCACGCCUGUGCCGAAAUGGAAAAAACCGAUGGGCUCACCGGAAAUUGAUGGGUUGUUGAAGCUUUUAGCGGCUUCAAAUGGCGGGCUAAGGGCUGAGGGAUUAUCGGUCUCGGCCCGGAAGCUGGCCGCCACUCUUUGGGAGAUCGAUGGCUUGCCUUCUGCAAGACUCAAGGGAGAGUAUUCGAGUGAGGAAGUUUGUGAAGUUGGAUUCUUUAAUGGAAAGAAUUUCGAGCAUUCGAAAUUGGAAUCAAAGGGAUCAAAGGCUGUUGCUUUGAAUGAUCUAUCAUCACAUAGUCCUGUUUCUGAGAUGAUGAUGGAUUUACCAAAAGUGGGCAGCCAUAGAAGAAGAGCAUCAGCAGGUUCUCAGAAAACUAUGCACACUGAUUGUCAUUUGGGAGUUGGCAAGUCUAUCCAUGAUUGCUUGGUGGAGAAUCGGGCCCGAAGCCCAUAUAAAAACCUAGUCGAGCCAAAGAACCGUUUGAAGGACAUCUAUAAUGGGCUCAUGACCUCCAAAGAAUUACUCAAAGUCAUGGGCCGAGUUUCUCGUCUCGACCACCACAACUCAACGGACCUAUCUCUUUUCUCGGCCCUCAAAUUCGAGCUUGACCGGGCUUUUUUCCAUGUCGUCGAGUUAAGCCAAGAACAAAAGCAAAAACAAACUGAUAUCGAAGCUUUAUGCAAACACUUUCAAGAGGAAAAAAAAUCUCUCUGGAAUAAAUUAAGGCAACAACAGGACAAAACUCGUAUGGAGCUCGAAAAAGAAAAGAAGCUAAGGUUACAAACCGAAAGACUCAACACGAAACUCGGGAGAGACUUAUCCGAGACCAAAGAGUUGCUUCUGAAAGCGAAUGAGGAUCUCGAGGGCGAAACACGGGCCCGCGUGAUGCUCGAGCGGGUUCGUGAUGAGCUGGCGCAGGAGGUGGAGGAGCUCAAGAAGCAAUCGGGUAGAGUUUGUGAAGAACUCGAGAAAGAGCGGGAAAUGUUCCAAUUGGCCGAUGUUCUUCGGGAGGAGAGGGUUCGGAUGAAGCUUUCAGAGGCUAAGUACAGAUUCGAGGAGAAAAAUGCAAUAGUCGACAAGUUGAGGGGCGAGCUCGAGUCCUAUUUGAUGAAGUCGAAAAAAUGUGAAGAGAAUAGGUCACCAAGAUACGACAAGAUUAAGGAGCUCGAGAAAUAUUUACGAGAGACUUUGCCUUUGCCGUGCGCUUACGAAUACGAAGAAGAUAGAGUGAAAAAUGAUAUUGGGAUAGUAAAUGAAGUCGAGGAUGUUGAAGAUGAUUGCAACUCGGAUGAUAGCGAUCUUCACUCGAUCGAGCUAAGAGCUGAUGAUUACAUCGGCAAGAAUUUAAAUGCUUUUGAGGGAAAGGGUCUUUUUGAGUUCGCGUCACGGCCUUGGAGAAAGGAGGUGGUGGUGGACGAGAUCGAGAGGUACAACAUGAUUAAGGAUCUAAGGGACCAUAUCGUUUCGGGGUCUAAGAUGGGUUUGCCUCAAGACUCCGCGAGUCCAUGCGAGAACGAGUUGACUCGGGAGAGGACUCAUUGUUCCAAGGAUUUUAAUGGGGUGGCAUGUCAAGGCUAA